GUGGAAGUAGAAGCACCGAUAGCGAUGGCCUUUUGUAAGCACUAUCGGUAUGCAGGCCCUGUGGUCAGAAAGUGUCUGGUACCGCUGCUGAUGGUGACGCUAAUAACCAUGAUAGUGAGGGAAGUGGCUCUAAAUGACAAAACCCCUGAGACACCGAGAAACCCAAAGAUCGACGGUGUGUUAUUAGAGCAGAAACACCUCCUCGAACGCCACCUGGAAGGAUAUGCUUUUCACUCGAAGUUAAACGUUAGCAACUUGAAGGACCUUGUGCUGAGGGAAGGAGGGCAGCCGCUGCGAAACCUCAUCGUCACUUCUUGGAGGUCGGGUUCCACAUUUCUGGGGGAUAUUCUGCUCAGCCAUCCGGGGACCUUCUACCACUACGAGCCUCUCCUUGACUUCGGCAUCAAGCAGAUCCGCUGCGGGGAUGAGGCGGCCCAAGCGAUGCAUAAUCUGAAACACCUUCUCAAUUGCGAUUAUAGCGAAAUGGAACACUACCUCAAGUACGGUCCUUCGCACCCUUGGGUGUUCUCUCACAACAGCGUCCUCUGGAGUCGGUGUAAGACGUUCCCCGACCUGUGCUGGAAGCCCGAGUUCCUAUCGCCCUUCUGCAGCCUCUUCCCCUUCCAGUCCCUCAAGACGGUUCGACUCAGGCUCAACCUCACGGAGGAACUACUAGAGGACAAGAAGUUGGGCGUGCGGUUGCUGUUGCUGGUGCGGGAUCCUCGUGGCACCUUGCAGUCUCGCCGGCACAGGGAUUGGUGCCCGGGACACAAGGACUGCGACGAUCCUGAGACACUUUGCAAGGAUCUCGUCAGGGACUACAUCACGGCGUCAGUCUUCAGGAGGAAGUUUCCUGAGUCCUUCAGAGCUGUCCGGUAUGAAGACGUUUCAUUCAACGUGUUCAACAAGACGAAGGAACUUUUGGAUUUCUUCCGCCUUGACUUCCACCCCAACAUUCAGAAAUUCUUGCACACGCACACCAGCCGGAAUAAGGGCGGCGUUUCCAGCACCUUCCGCGACUCGAAGGCCGCCCCUGUGCACUGGCAGAAGGACCUGUCGUGGGAGGAAGUGCAACGGAUUCAGGGCGUGUGUGGCAAGGCCCUUCAGCUGUGGGGCUACGAGAUAGCUCAGAGCGAGGAACACCUGCGCUCCUUCAUGCCUGUCGGCCCCUUGGAGUUCUUUUGAGGGGAGUCCCGCAUAUAUAUAUAUAUAUAUAUAUAUAUAUAUAUAUAU
Messenger RNA from Penaeus indicus, 1233 nucleotides. Its product is annotated as carbohydrate sulfotransferase 4-like. Gene Ontology annotation, biological process: N-acetylglucosamine metabolic process; sulfur compound metabolic process. Bases 25 to 1185 code for a protein of 386 amino acids. The record is from RefSeq and is a predicted model, not a curated record. The transcript has 8 exons. Lineage: Eukaryota; Metazoa; Arthropoda; Malacostraca; Decapoda; Penaeidae. Gene Ontology annotation, molecular function: N-acetylglucosamine 6-O-sulfotransferase activity.